UUGGCACUGAACAUGAAUUCUUCGUCAAGUUAUGUAUAAAUUCCGUUCUAAAUCAACCUUCAGCAGAAAAAAAAAAUGCAGUUGGAACACAAUGAAACUGACUUGAAAUUUCUUUGGCACGACAAAAAUCCAAAGUUUCAUACCAUCUAAAAAGUAAAAAAUUGUGUUAUCCUUUAGAUUGCUUGUAAAUUUGCUACUCGGUCGCGGUCGGUGCAUUAUUUUAAAUAGUCGUUGAUUCUUUCGUAUGAUUGAAUGGGCGUCUUCAACAAUAUCAAAAGUCUAAUGUUGUUAUCCAACAUCAUCGAAAUAUAUACAUGUAUAGAAGCUAAUAAACGCAUCUUUAAUCACCAAAUGGGUAUCAUAAAAUUUUCAUUUUUCUUCUUUGUCUUCCUCCAAUUCGUUCCAUAUUUGAUUGAAGGUGCUGGUGCAGAAAAAUGUCCAAUUUAUCAGUGGUGUACAAAGGACGAACCAACAGUUCGAUUUCCUUUCACACUAAAAGGUCGUGGCAGCGAGGCAUGUGGUUCCCCCGGUUAUGAACUUGCUUGCUAUGAAACAAAUAAAACAGUAAUAGAGCUUCCAUUUUCGGGUAAAUUUUUCGUCCGGAAUGUAUAUAGCUUUCUGCAGAAGAUAGAAAUUUAUGAUCCAGAUAACUGUCUUCCGAAACGUGUUUUGAAAUUGAAUCUUUUGGGUACACCGUAUCAGCUUGGUGAGUCUGGUGUUUCGUAUCAAACAUAUUCGUUCCUGAAUUGCUCUUCAUCGAUUGAAAGUCUCCUUGCAAUAACGAACAAGGUGACGCACAUCCGUUGCCUAAGUAGCUCCACUCACACCGUUAUCGCUACAAAUAUUCCUACUACAAAUAUUGCAACGCUCAAUACAAGUUGUGUCCGUAUUGCUGAUGUUCCGAUCCCGAAUUCAGCAAUUAAGAGAGAUGUUCCCGUUGAUUUAAAUGAAAAUUAUGUUCUGUCGUGGUCAUGGCUUGAAUUACCACCUUACCUUACGUAUCAAAAGAGAAGUAAUCGGAAGAAAAUUCUCCUUAGUACUCUUCUCAGCAUUUUUGUCGGAUUACCACUUCUAAUAAUCUUCCUAUGUUGCUUCGGACCGAAAAUAGUCAAAUGCUUUCGAGGGAGAUAGACGUGCGGCCUAUGGGUAAGCUGACAUGCAUGUCCCGUUUGCUGAAUGUCACCACUUCGUUCACUGCUCCAUAAACAUAUAUCUUUGUAUUGUUUCUACAUUAGACAUCUUUGUUUCCAUUAUAUGGAGUGUACUAGCAAUCUGAACGUACAGACGCCCUGUACAUAAUAUUUAAGGCACUGUUUUUUCUGUUGUAAAUGUCCUCAUAAAUAAUAAAAUUGGAUUAUUGGGUGA
Papaver somniferum (opium poppy) is the source of this 1365-nucleotide messenger RNA. RefSeq names its product putative RING-H2 finger protein ATL21A. The record is from RefSeq and is a predicted model, not a curated record. Lineage: Eukaryota; Viridiplantae; Streptophyta; Magnoliopsida; Ranunculales; Papaveraceae. Gene Ontology annotation, molecular function: polysaccharide binding. Bases 253 to 1131 code for a protein of 292 amino acids. The transcript has 2 exons.